AUGUUUGCCAAUAAGCGCUUGAGCAAGGAGCUCCUGAAGAUGCAAGACCACAUACCUCCAGGAAUCUCGAUCGGCAAAUCCGACAAUCUAGAGGAGUGGCAGAUGGACAUCAAAGUCCUCGACGACAACAACCCAAUCUACAAGGGUCACACCUACCGGUUGAAAUUCACCUUUUCAAACAAAUACCCGAUCGAACCACCCGAGGUCCAAUUUAUCGAAUUACCCAGUACCUCCGAUACGCCUCGCCCGAUCCCCAUGCACCCUCACAUCUACAGCAACGGCAUCAUCUGCCUGGAUCUCCUCAGUUCCUCCGGCUGGUCGCCCGUUCAAACGGUUGAAAGCGUGUGCAUGAGUAUUCAGAGCAUGUUGACUGCAAACUCGCGUAAUGAACGACCCCCGGUGAUAGCGAGUUCGUGGCGUAUAAUCGUCGGCGCAUUCGAGAUAUUCCGUUCGUUUAUGAGGAUGAUAAUGUUUGAUGUGGUUUGUGUGUUGAAUGGAAUAUGA
This is a messenger RNA of Penicillium daleae, 504 nucleotides long. Its product is annotated as ubiquitin-conjugating enzyme E2. Bases 1 to 504 code for a protein of 167 amino acids. The transcript is spliced from 4 exons. NCBI's taxonomy places the organism in Eukaryota, Fungi, Ascomycota, Eurotiomycetes, Eurotiales, Aspergillaceae. The record is from RefSeq and is a predicted model, not a curated record.